AAAAAAAAAAAAAAUUAAAAAUAAAGCUUCAUGUAUCAUUUUUUUCUUUCUCCACUAAAUUAUCGGUUACUUUUACCCAUUUUAUUAUUAUAAUUUAUGGCAUCUCGAAAAAAAAAUAUACAUAAAGCACAAAUAACAAAUGUAAAUCAUGAUGAUCAAGCUAUCAAUGACGAUCCAGUAGCAAAUAAUUUUAUUCAUAGGAUUUCCUUUUUUGUUGGAUAUUUAUUAGAUGUUUUAAUGGGCUCUUUAAUAGUGUUAAAGCCGCUUAUCUCUUUAUUGACAGCUAUCAUUAUACUAUUUGGUCUAAUUAGUUUUGGUUAUCGAAAAUGCCAAGAUCUUGUAUUAGACACGAUUUGUCCUUUGCCUUUUUUUGGUAAUCAUUUACCUCUGUGCGAGAAUUACAUUCGGUCUGUACCCGAUUUUUCUCAUCUUGUCAAGCUUCAAGAGACACUCUACGAUGGCAUGCUUUCACAAGCAGAUGCUGGUUCAUCAUCCAUUUCAGCUCUCGAGCUUAAACGUGUUGAAUUAGCGACACGCGAUCUACAGGUGUUGGUAAAAUACUCCAAUCUUCAAAGUCAUGAUUUAUUAGAAGCCAAACUAGGUGAUUACAUUAUACGAUCACGAAAAUUUGGUCGUGAUAUUCAAAGUCUUCAAGCACAAACAAAGGGUGUUAUCGACAACCUCAUCACCUAUAAUACCUUUACAUUACGAAAGCUAUCUGAGGUUGAAGCCAAAAAAACGAGUCGACAGGAGCUUCGAACGAUAUACGAACAUGCCAUGUCAUUAGUUGAAAAGGAAGCAAAAAGGUUAAUUUUGGCUAUCGAAAAGGCAUUAGGAACACUUGAUCAGCUUGAAGAAGAUCUAUAUGCAAUUCAUGAAAUUUCAAUUCAGGAAAGGAGUUACCAACAGUCUGAAAGACCACAUAUUUUGGCUGAUUUAGUGAAUAGAGUGAGAGGCAAAGGAUUGAGAAGGUCUCUAGUGAAUGAAAAUCUUGAUUUAUUAGUCAAUUUUGACACUGAAAGAAGUAAAGCUGCACAACAGUUGAUGGUUAUGUUGGAUCGUAUGGAAGCCUUUCAGAUGGAUCUUGAAGAAUUAAGAUCACAAGUUGUUGCACCCGUUCUCAUUCCAGACACAUUGCCCUUAGAAAUGCAUAUUGAAAACAUGGGGAAAGCAAUUGAAAGGCUGAAAAAAGGAAAAUUAAUUGCUUGGGAAGAGAAGCAACAAAUAGAGGGAUCAAUUCCUUAAUAAAAGAGAUAAAUAAAAUAAGUGGGUGCAUUAUACAUCUCGGAGUAUAAAUAGCAAGUUCCUUAUUAUGAUUAUUAUUUCCUCCCCUUGCUCUAUAUAGCUUUCCUUUUUUUUUUUUUUUUUUUU
This is a messenger RNA of Cokeromyces recurvatus, 1371 nucleotides long. RefSeq lists its product as uncharacterized. The transcript has 2 exons. Bases 97 to 1245 code for a protein of 382 amino acids. The record is from RefSeq and is a predicted model, not a curated record. Lineage: Eukaryota; Fungi; Mucoromycota; Mucoromycetes; Mucorales; Mucoraceae.